CCUUUUUUUUCCCUCUCUUUUCCAGUAAUGAUUCAGUGCGUUCAUCAUUAUUCCACCACCAUGGGAACCAUCCAUCGCGAACGGUUACACCUCUUCCACUCUCUCACUCCCACUAAAGACCACGUAGUCGUUUCUAGCCUCCCCGUUGAGACCAUCACAUUCUCGACCAUUUACCUAGCCUACUCAAUAGUUCCCAGCACGUUCCUCUCAUAUGAGUUCAUUUCCCUAUUCAACCGCGCAUAAUGCGGGGAGAGAAGAAUCUUUC
This is a messenger RNA of Aspergillus aculeatinus CBS 121060, 265 nucleotides long. RefSeq lists its product as uncharacterized. The coding region runs from base 61 to 243 and encodes 60 amino acids. The transcript has a single exon. Lineage: Eukaryota; Fungi; Ascomycota; Eurotiomycetes; Eurotiales; Aspergillaceae. The record is from RefSeq and is a predicted model, not a curated record.